AUGAUCAUUGAUCAUUCUGUCUUGGCUAGCAUCAGUGCACAUGUGGGCAAUAGCCAGCGGCAGAAUGCACACUUGCCCGCUUGGGCCCAUUCCAUGUUGAGGUUCCUGGGAAGGAAUCUUGGUCCUUUAAGGGUUAACAGGGCAGAAAGAAACAUGAAGUUGUUUUCUGGCAUGGUGGUACCUACCCAAGGGGAAGAAACCUUUGAAAACUGGCUAAUCCAAGUCAAUGGGGUCUUGCCAGAUUGGAAAUAGUUUGAAGAGGAGAAGCUAAAGUGCCUGAAAACCCUUAGGGGCCCUGCUCAGGAGGUCAUGUGUUUGCUUCAGGCAGCCAACCCCAGCCUAAGUGUGGCAGGUUUCUCACAUGCAAUGAAAUUGGUCUUUGGGGAGUCUGAUAGCAGUGUCGCUGCCCAUAGUAAAAUUUUCAACACUUUGCAGGCACAGGGGGAGAAAGCCUCCCUUAAUGUGAUCCGUUUAGAAGUACGGCUCCAGAAUGCCAUGGCAGGGAUCAUACCUGAGAAAAAUGCAAACCAGACUCUCUUGCACCAGCUCCUUUCAGAGGCCCAGCUGAAUGGGGACCUGCAUUACAGGCUGAAGCAUCUUCUCAAGAUAUAUGCAAAUGAUCAGGAGCAUCUCCCAAAUUUCCCGGAGUUAAUCAAGAUGAUAAGGGAGGAGGAGGAUUGGGGUAACAAUUUUAUAAAAUGGAAGCAGGCCAAGAGAUCUGAGCUAUUAUUCAUGGAGAGGGCAGCAAGCCCUGUAGCAUUUCAGGUCCCCUAGCCAAUUGUGAUCAGCAGUGCUGACUGCAAUGUGAUAGAGCUAGAUGACCUCAGUGACUCAGAUGAGGAUGUGAUCCUGGUAGACCCUCCACUUCCAUCCAUGGGUGCCCCUCCCCUCAGAGACAGGGUCAGACCUCAGGAUCAAGCACUGGUCAUUAAUUCCCCCAACAGUUCCCAAGUUCAAUCUCCUUCCACCAGUGGUGGUUCUGGGUAUAAGAAUAAUGGUCCUGGGCAUAUGCUUAGAGACAAGAAGUGAAAAUACACAAUCUGCUGUUCAUACUGUGGCAAGGAGGACCACUCCAAGGAAAUCUGUGACAAUAAGAGCAACAAGGUCCAGGUAUUUGAGAACCUGAUCAUCACCCUGCAUGCACUGACACCUACAGAGGAAGAGGGGUCAAAAGAGGUACCUAGUGAACACAAUGAUCUCUCUGAGCCACAGUAUGGUGCUAAACCCAGCCUUAAGUGAACCCUUAGCUAUAUUCAAAAACUGGUGAUGAAAAAAAUGGGGGUAGUUUCUAUCUUUGUGAAUUAAUCCACAAAAUAGUUUUCUUUGGGGAAAAAGAGGUCUUGGAAACCAGCAAAGUGGA
Molecule: messenger RNA, 1360 nt
Organism: Molossus molossus (Pallas's mastiff bat)
Lineage: Eukaryota; Metazoa; Chordata; Mammalia; Chiroptera; Molossidae
Gene: ZCCHC18
Product: zinc finger CCHC-type containing 18
Cellular component (GO): nucleus
Source: RefSeq, a predicted model, not a curated record